Molecule: messenger RNA, 711 nt
Organism: Cetraspora pellucida
Lineage: Eukaryota; Fungi; Glomeromycota; Glomeromycetes; Diversisporales; Gigasporaceae
Source: the annotation of a GenBank genome assembly
AUGCAUUUGAAAAAACUUUUAUUCUUAACCAUUUUGACCUUAUUUUCCGUCUCUUUUUCUGAGGCUAAUUUUAAUAACUUGAAUAAAAGAAAUAAACCAAAAACUUGCCCGAAUGCUCUACUCUCGGCUACUUCUGAAAAAGAUAUAAAAGGACAAAUGUCCUUUUAUCAGGAUCUCCAAGGAGAGAUAUGGUUGACUGGUACUUACCAAUCCGGGUUUCAAAAACCUGGUACUUGGGAUUAUUGUUGGACAAUUCAAAAUAGUUGCGGUGAUAUUCUUUUUAAUAUCACUGAUCAGUUAUAUAUGGAGUAUACAAAAGGUAGUGGAUGUAAUGGUUAUGAUGAUGAUUCAAAAACAACAAGUUAUAAAAGGAAUGAUGUUUAUCUUAAUAAAAGAAAUAAAGAGAAAUGUGAAGCUGGAGCAUGGGGUACUAAGCCUUGGGUAGUUAAAAUGUCAAAUUUAACUUGGGAUUGUGGUGAUGAUAAAGGUUUCAAAUAUCAAACUUGUGAGGGUAAAGACAUUUAUAAAGACAUGGUUAUUGAUUAUACUAAAGAACAAAUUCCAAACCGGCUUAAUAAUCAGGGUCCUACAAGUGGUCUUUAUUUAGUUAUUGAUGGUCAAAGUAAGUGGGGAAAACGUGCAUCUAUUACUUCUCCUGCUGCGAUUAAUGUUAAUAAUGAAGGCAAUGUUGUAGCACCACCGCCAGCAUAA